Rhea pennata is the source of this 2228-nucleotide messenger RNA. RefSeq names its product DEAD-box helicase 4 (gene DDX4). Gene Ontology annotation, cellular component: P granule; nucleus. The record is from RefSeq and is a predicted model, not a curated record. Gene Ontology annotation, molecular function: ATP binding; RNA binding; RNA helicase activity. The transcript has 18 exons. Bases 1 to 2157 code for a protein of 718 amino acids. NCBI's taxonomy places the organism in Eukaryota, Metazoa, Chordata, Aves, Rheiformes, Rheidae. Gene Ontology annotation, biological process: gamete generation; cell differentiation.
AUGAGCCAGGAGGACUGGGACGCGGAGAUCGGCGACAGCGCGGCGCCGGCCCGCCCGCUCUUCGAGGAGCUGGAAACGGGCUUCUCUGGGAGACCAGAUGGCCUCUUGUCUGACUGCAGUCAAAGCAUAAGCUCAUUAGGUGCUGGUGAAGGACCUAACAAAAGUCAGCAUAUGCAGGAUGAUUUUGGAGUUGGAGGAUGUUUUAGGAGAAAAGAAAAAGACAUUGCCAACCUGGACCAAGUUCAGCAGCGUGCCACCAGCAUGCUCAGGGGGCUGGAACACUUGCCUUAUAAGGCUGAGGGAGCAGGACUUCUUCAGCCUGGAGAAGGGAAGUCAGGGGGACCUCAGAGCAGCCUUCUUGUACAAAUGAGGAGGUUAUCAGGAAUGUGGAGCCCAGGCUCUUUACUGAGGUUCAGAACAGAUACUAAUGAAUCUCAGAACAGAGAGGAUCAGCCAGUGAGAUUUGGUAGUGGAAGGAGUUUUGGAAACAGAGGUUUUCAAGAAAGGAACAACUUAGAAGGUCCCAGUACACGGAAAGGAGGUUUUAGAGGAGUUUCUGGAGGCUUUGGACAAAGUCAGAGUGCUAAAAAUGAGCAAAGGGACAGACCUCAAUCUAGCAGUUUUGCCUCUAGGGAGAGAGGAGCACUUGGAGGACCUGCAGGAGGUUACAAAGGACAUGAUGAAGAAAUAGGUUCUGGAAGAAGUCCGAAGGUGACCUAUGUGCCUCCUCCUCCACCUGAUGAUGAAGCCGCCAUCUUUGCACAUUAUCAGACAGGAAUUAAUUUUGACAAAUAUGACCAAAACGUUGUCGAAGUAUCAGGACUUGACCCUCCACCAGCAAUACUGACUUUUGAAGAAGCUAACCUCUGUCAGACUUUAAACAAGAACAUUGCUAAAGCUGGAUAUUCUAAACUUACUCCAGUGCAGAAGUACAGUAUUCCCAUUAUACUUGCAGGACGAGAUUUAAUGGCAUGUGCCCAGACAGGAUCUGGAAAAACUGCAGCUUUUCUUCUACCAAUUGUGGCGCAUAUGAUGAGAGAUGGCAUAACUGCCAGUUGUUUUAAAGAGCAGCAAGAACCAGAAUGUAUUAUUGUAGCUCCAACUAGAGAAUUGAUAAACCAGAUCUUCCUAGAAGCAAGAAAAUUUGCAUAUGGGACUUGCAUAAGGCCUGUUGUGAUCUAUGGAGGAACACAAACAGGUCAUUCAAUUCGUCAGGUGAUGCAAGGCUGUAAUAUACUAUGUGCCACACCAGGAAGGCUUAUGGACAUCCUUGGAAAAGAGAAGAUUGGUCUGAAUAAAGUGAAAUACUUGGUGCUAGAUGAAGCAGACCGUAUGCUUGAUAUGGGUUUCGGUCCAGAUAUGAAGAAGCUAAUUUCUUACCCAAGCAUGCCACCAAAAGAUAGACGUCAAACGUUGAUGUUCAGUGCCACUUUUCCUGAAGAAGUUCAGAGGCUGGCUGGUGAAUUUUUGAAAACUGAAUAUUUAUUUGUUGUUGUUGGACACGUGGGUGGAGCCUGCAGUGAUGUUCAACAAAGUAUUCUUCAGGUUGCUCAAUAUUCCAAGAGGGAGAAACUGUUAGAAAUUCUACAAAGCAUAGGUUGUGAACGAACCAUGGUGUUCGUGGAUACAAAGAAGAAAACUGAUUUCAUUGCAGCCUUUCUUUGUCAAGAAAAAAUACCAGCCACUAGUAUUCAUGGAGCUAGGGAACAGAGAGAGAGAGAAGUAGCUCUUCGGGAUUUUCGAUCUGGAAAAUGUCCAGUUCUUGUGGCAACAUCAGUGGCAGCAAGAGGCCUGGAUAUUGAAAAUGUUCAGCAUGUUAUUAAUUUUGAUCUUCCUUCCACCAUUGAAGAGUAUGUACACCGAAUUGGACGAACUGGUCGUUGUGGAAAUACAGGCAAAGCCAUUUCUUUCUUUGAUAAUGGUUCAGAUGGCCAUCUUGCACAAUCUCUAGUUAAAGUGCUUUCAGAUGCUCAGCAGGAGGUUCCAGUUUGGCUAGAAGAAAUUGCUUUUAGUGUUCAUGAAACUGGUCUUAGUGUUCCAAGACGAAGUGUCUUUACAUCAGUUGAUACCCGAAAAAAUUAUGAAGGCAGAGGCAGCACCAACCCAGGAGGAAUGAGAACAUCAUAUACUGCAAGUGCAUUUGAGUCAUGGGAUUAAAACUCGUUUAGUACCAAACUAGAUUGUUUUCUGUUGUGCCUUAAAUGAGCUGUUGCAGUUACUGUUCCUUA